AACCAUGUGAUGUUUGAUUAUGUGAAGUGUUGACAUUCACGUGACUAUUGCACACAAUUCGUAAAUACCAUGAGCAUGUAUUAGUCUGGCUUUCCCACUGUUUACAUUUAAUUCCCUUUAAACAACAGGCUUAGUGAAUUGAAAGAAUGUGCCGUUGUUCCCCCUCCGAGUUGACUUUGGUAUCACUGAGCAGUGAUUUUCACCCUCUGCAUUGCAGGUUUGGUCUGUGGUGUGGAGGACGCUCUGUAAUUCUACAGGUGAUGGUUUUGACGUCACUAUACGAUCAUAUACUGUGUCUUUGUAAUGCUUUAAAGUCCAUUCAGUCAUCAGCUGUUGACUGAUGUUCUAAAUACCGUACUGUCCCCCCGUGGUGUAGGAUCAGUCGUUCCAAUAAACAGGACUGAUCAGAUUUCACCGAGCACAUAGUGGCCCAUUUACAGACCUGCCGUUUUCCAAUGAAUUUGACCCACUAAGAUUCUUAGAGUGGGGAAAGCAGGAAGCGAGGAGGCUGUAAGCAGGUAUUAGGGGCUGCGACUCCACAGUGUUGCACAGUGCAGCUGGAACACGACUAGCUGUACUGCUUCAGCUCGGUAGGAGACUCAAACCUGAAAUCAAGCCAAGAAGCCGAGAGGAGAUGUGAAGCAGGAGUGAUUGUUUUGCGGUGCUUGCUGCGAUGUUACAUUCUGUUAUGGACGUACACUUUUAGUCACGUUGUGUCCUGGUCAAACCUGAAUGCUUCGCUGUUGGUGUCUUGUAAGGUGGCCAGUUAAUCUGAAGACGUCUUUGUGGACAGGACUCUUGGAGGGCCAAACAAUGGAAUGCUCUCUCCUGCCUACACUGCUCAGCACUCUACAGACUGAGGUUAAACGGCUUAGUUAGCAGUGUGCCUCUCCCCCAAGAACUCUUUUAGCCUGGGGAAAGUUGGGAAAAAAAAAAAAACAGGAGAAGGAGAAUUUCCUUCAUAGUACAGCACAUUAUUCCAGUUCUUUGUAGUUGUUUGUUUGGGAUUCAUUUUUCUUUGUGUGAACACAAGUCAAGAUGGAUUUGGAACCGUACCUGUGGUUGGUCGUGAUUGGCUUCAUUAUAGCCUUCAUCCUGGCAUUUUCAGUGGGGGCCAAUGACGUGGCAAACUCAUUUGGCACAGCGGUCGGGUCAGGGGUGGUGACACUACGUCAGGCCUGCAUCCUGGCUUCCAUAUUUGAGACCCUUGGCUCCAUGCUCCUCGGUGCCAAGGUCGGGGAAACCAUUCGGAAGGGAAUUAUAGAUGUCAGUUUAUACAAUGACACGGUGCCGAUACUGAUGGCGGGAGAGGUCAGCGCCAUGGUCGGGUCUGCGGUUUGGCAACUCAUUGCCUCUUUUCUGAAGUUGCCCAUUUCUGGAACUCAUUGCAUUGUGGGAUCUACUAUUGGCUUCUCCAUGGUUGCUAUUGGCACUAAAGGAGUACAGUGGAUGCAGUUAGUCAAAAUUGUUGCUUCGUGGUUCAUCUCCCCUCUGCUGUCUGGUCUCAUGUCUGGUCUGCUUUUCUUCAUCAUCAGAUAUUUCAUACUUAGCAAGGAUGACCCUGUUCCCAAUGGUCUUUGUGCUUUGCCCCUCUUCUAUGCAUCAACCAUUGGAAUCAACACCUUCUCUAUCAUGUACACUGGAGCUCCCGUACUGGGCUUGGAGAUGCUCCCUGUCUGGGCUAUUGCCCUCAUUACUUUGGCUGGUGCUCUGGUAUGUGCCGGUUUGGUCUGGAUUUUUGUUUGCCCCUGGAUGAGAAGGAAAAUAGCAAGUCGGCUGAAGAAAGAGCAUGAACUUUCCCGCAUUUCUGAUGAGAGUUUGGAUAAAAUCCCAGAGGAGGAAGAGGAAGCCCCUGUGUUUAAAGAGCUUCCAGGUGCGAAAAGCAGCAAUGAUGCUGUACUGCCCCUGACAGAGGAGUCCACAGGAGAGCUGAACAGCCUGGCUAAUGGAGGCACCGUCCUGCCCAAUGGCAGAGUGUAUGGUCGCACCAACUCCAUGACCAACGGGUGCCUCAAGUCCCCUGUGUCCAAUGGGGGCUUCAGCUUUGAUGGACACAUGCGCAGCGAUGGCCAGGUCUAUCACACGGUUCAUAAGGACUCAGGUCUCUACAAGGACCUCCUUCACAAGAUCCACCUGGGCCGCCUGGAGGACGAGCGCAGCAGCUCACGUCCCGACAACAACUACCGCCACCUCCGCCGCAACAACAGCUAUACAUGUUACACAGCAGCCAUCUGCGGCAUUCCAGUGCAGCCCCCGAUGCGGUCAGAGUCCAGCGCCCCUCCUCCAGAGGACAGUGAGAAGUUAGUGGGCGACACGGUCUUCUAUUCGAAGAAGCGUUUGCGCUACGACAGCUAUUCCAGCUACUGUAACGCGGUUGCAGAGGCUGAGAUUGAAGCGGAGGAAGGUGACGUGGAUGUGAAGUUGGCAGCAGAUAAAAGGGAGCCCCAGGCCCCAGCUGAAGGGAUGCUGGAGGACUGUGUUGAUGAGGACAAGGAAGAGAAGGACAAGCCUCAAGUCUUCCUGCUCUUCCACUUCCUGCAAAUCCUGACCGCCUGUUUCGGAUCGUUUGCGCAUGGGGGGAAUGAUGUCAGUAAUGCAAUUGGCCCUUUGGUGGCCCUGUGGAUGAUUUACGAACAGGGUGGGGUGAUGCAGGAUGCGACCACACCAGUCUGGCUGCUGUUAUAUGGCGGCAUUGGAAUCUGUACUGGGCUGUGGGUUUGGGGUCGACGUGUCAUUCAAACAAUGGGCAAAGACCUCACUCCCAUCACCCCCUCCAGUGGAUUCACUAUUGAGCUGGCCUCAGCGAUCACUGUUGUUUUGGCGUCCAAUAUCGGACUUCCAAUCAGUACGACACACUGCAAGGUGGGCUCAGUGGUGGCAGUGGGCUGGAUCCGCUCCAAGAAGGCUGUGGACUGGCAUCUCUUCCGGAACAUCUUCCUGGCCUGGUUUGUGACCGUCCCUUUAGCAGGCCUCUUCAGCGCUGCUGUCAUGGCCCUGUUUGUCUACGGCAUACUGCCUUAUGUUUGAGAUGGAAAAUGGGGAAGAGAGGGAGGUAUAGGAAGGUAAUGAUGAAAAAAUAAAACCGAGACACAGACAGAAAAAAAUAGCAAGAUAUAAGGGGACAGCCAGAGGGUGGGGAGAGUCUUCAAAUGCUGCCUGGAAAAGCAUCCAGAAUCCUUUGACUUAAAUAUCCUUGAUCUUGUUAAGAGUAUUUAUUUGUUUUGUUGAAAUGUUACCGUAAGAUCUUUGACUUAUGAUUUCAAAUGGUACAUUUUAAAUAACUCUCGUACAUUUGUGGUCCUACAUGUCCAAGGGAGUAAACAGAUGGAGAACUGGACACAUAUGCACAUACAAAUACUCAUGCAAUUGCCAAUAUCGCAAAAAAAAAAAAAUAUCAGUACAUGAAGAAUGGGACUAGAAAAUUGGUUUUAUGGCACAAUGUUAUGGCUACUAACUUCUCUUGGGCCUUUAAAUGUAAUGUUUUUAGAUGUAUCAUGCGUGGUGUGUUGUAAUCGCACUUUUAUUCCCAUUCACUGAAACGUCAAACUUCUACGUAAAUGACACUGAGAUCAGCAUCCUGCUGUUCAAAACCUACAUUAGCUGCAUUGCUAAAAUCAUACCUCAGUCAACACUCUAUGCUACAUAAAAAUCAAGUGACAAAACUGUGCUAUCUCAUAAUACAUGAAAUAUUGAAAUAAGUUGAAUAAUUUUUGUAGUGGUUAAUGUGUAUGAAUUCCCUGUUCUUUUAUUGCUGUAUUUAUUUUUAGACAUGUUACCAUUCAUACCUUUUUAAAAACACAAGAGGUGUGAAGACAAAAUCCUAUUUUGAACUAUGUAUGCUACUAUAAUUUCUACUUUGUAUAUAUUUAGGUAUGGAUUUUAGAUUUUUAGUUAUGUCUUAUUUCGAAGUCUUAUAUUGUUACAUUUAAGGAGACUUUAGAUCAGGUUUGUAGUUGCAUGAAACGUAUGCUUUCCAAGCAUAUGAAAGAUAUAAAAAUUAAAAAAUUAUUUUACUAUGACAAGACACUACAUCCAUAAUCAUAAGUCAUAAGUACAUCAAAAAUAAUUGCAAAAAAAAAAAAUCCACUUUUUCUCCCAUUGCCUACCCUAACAGAUCCUCAUAUCAGUGAAAAAUAAAUCAUGCACCAUCAUUUAAAAAUAUAUAAAAUAUGAGGAGCUGGUUAGGAUCAUAAAGAAGUCAUAUCUGAGGAGUUACAUUUUAAGCUUUCUGUAAUUCACUUUUUGUAUACAUACAAUAUCAAUGAUUUUUUUCUCUCUCUCUCUAUUUUUGGAAGAUUAAUAGCCAAACAUUGUGAUGAUCAAGUUUAAUCGCCAUAUUAUUUGACAGUGUUUGUGAUUACAAUCUAAACAAUAUUCAAACAACAGUAAUCAGAUGACUCUGUAUUGUGGAUACAGGAUGCUAGUAGUUCAGUCUAGCAAUAGUAUAUAAUGUUCUUCGAGCCCAACGGAUGAUGCCAAUAUAAAUACCUGUAUGUGCCAGGACAGCCAAAAUCACCAUAAAACCAGCACAAACACAGAUUUACCAUCUUCACAUUUAUGAUGUAUUGAGUGGCAGUGUUAGACGCCGGGCCUUUCUGUUGGUCAGUGUCAUAUCAGCAUUCAGAUACUUGAUUCAGCCUCACUGAUAAAGCCUUCAGUACUGAUAUCACAUUGAGGUUUAUCAGGUCAGGAUGUGAUUUAGUGGCAUGAAUGAGUCAUUUAAGGAAAGGUCAAUAUGUAAUAACCUUUUUGUGGCCCUGACCCCACAAGAAACUAAAACGUCCUGUGAUGUCAGUCCAAAAAUGUCCAUGUGAUAUCAGGUGAACUGGGCUUAGAUGUUUGUCGUAAUCUGCCUCGGGAUAGUCACCAGAUUUGGAAACUGUACAAAUGCGUGGCUUUGAACCAAUGCAAAAGUGUUGUUCUUUCUUUCUUUCUUUUUCUGUGUAUUACUUUUGUUUUUAUUUUUCAUCAAGAACAAAGCUAUGCUUCUAUAUAUGUGCACUUUGGAUGGGUUAAAUGCAGAGCACGAAUUCUGAGUAUGGGUCACCAUACUUGGCUGUGUGUCACGUCACUCACUUAAAUCACUUAAUACGGCCAUUUGCCUUGUAAUGUUGUGCUUUACUGUUUGUUGGAUACAGUAACUUCAGUACUGUGGUGUUUACAUUGUAAUCAUAUUGUAGAAUAACUCAUUGCAGUUGCCUAAAAAUGCCAAUCAACUAACUAUUAAUCACAAAUUAAAUAUGAAAUAGCCAGGCAUAGCGCAAAGGUUUUUCAUGUCAUUUUGUGUUUUAGCAGUGUGAAUCAUAAUGAUCCUGUGUUACAUCACACUGCUAUAUGUAGUACACAACUUUACAUGGUGGAUAUGAUUAAAAAAAAAUAAUAAUAAAAGAAAUUAAUAGAUAUAAAUUUCAUUAAACUAUAUUUUUCUACAUAUAUAAGUUCUACCUGGGUGGUGACUUUACUCACAUGGAGAGUAAACUGGGCUCCUGAGCAGCGAUUAUGUUGAAGUGCCAGUAACUAUAUUAAGAAAAUUUAGUGCUGAAUACCAUUGAACAAUUUCUUAAAGAUGGCUAUAUCACAAAAGAGUCUAAAAAGUUCAGGCAGGUGAUCGUAACGUGGAUUGGUUCCAUGUAUCCAUUGUUUUUUUCAUGCCCAGGGACGACUCUCCCUUGUGUGAGAGUGAGUGUUUGUGAGUUGUUAAAAUUUUAACAGUUUUUCAUGAUUAGUUUUUGAAAAGUAAGGCUGGGUAACUUUGUAAUUUUGUUUCCCUGAAAUGCAAUAUUGAGCUGCCAGAAUGUGGUCAAUCGGACCUCCACCAGCAGUGGCGACACACCGUUUAGAAUUUAGGGGCACAGCAAGAUCCAGUAAAACUUUUUCUAACCUGCAUCUGAUAUUUUGCAUCAACCUGGCGAUAUAAUCUGCCUUUCUGCUAUGACUUGGUUUGUUUUAUAAUGGCACGCCAGCUAAAUCUUCCACAUGCGCAGUAAAAAAAAAUUAACAAAAAUUAAAAAUACAUUCUUUACGUAAGUUUGCGAACGCAGCUGCUUGGCGCUGAACCAACGCGCAUACGCUCUUGUAAAUUUGAUCUCACGCUAACAAACCUCAGUACUCAGAGUGAUUGAAUUGAAUCUUUAAAUGUAUCUGACAUUAAACUUAAAGGGAUAGUUCACCUUCAGUUGAAGGUCCCCAUUGACUUCCAUAGUAUGGAGAAAGAAAAAAAAAAACACAAUGCAAGUCAACUGGGACCAGAAACUGAAGGUGAGCUAUCCCUUUAAUGUGUUAAUAUUCAGGCAAGUUGCUAUAACAUUAGAUUGUUGCGGAGUCAUCAUGACAGUAGUUGAUCCAUAAGAAAUUAACACUAUUUUGCCGCUGUAGCUGAGAGUCGUGUUGAAUUUUGGAAUCGCAUCUGCGUUCAGGUAUUUGCGUAACUGAACAUGAGGUUGCAGUUUGGCCACAGAGUUAGUCCUGAGUUACAUAUUCAAAGAAUGGCAUGUUAACCACUGUUACGCUAAAUAAAUGUAAAAAAAAAAAAAUCAAAGCCAUUCUGUGUUUUUAGAUGGACAUGUUAUGAUUGGACAAAUCCAAACAGAUCACUAUGUAAGACUUACCGAAACAAAAUCAUUCAGAUCCACAACCCGUGUGAUGAUAAAAGGUUUCGUAACUGUUCUUGGCAGCCUAGCGACAUUCUCCCGUAGGGUACUAAUAUCAUUUAUUAAGUUUCCAUGUUCUUAUCUGCACUUGAAAAUAGAAUGUAGCCCAAUCCUCUGCUGGCCUGCUGAUUGCCUGCUGUGUCGUCUCUAUUGCCAUGAUGUGAAUGUUAUGCUGUUAACUGUCUGGCACCAUCUUAAGACAGGGCUUGAAUUUUAACAAAAUCCCCCUUAUCUGCAAAUGUACUGUAUUGCUGUUCUCUUUCUUUUUGGAACCUUUUUUUUGUGAAAGUUGUCUGCAUUUUAACUAAUUAAAUUAUGGGAAUUAAAAUUACAAAGAGUAACAAUC
Messenger RNA from Cyprinus carpio (common carp), 6996 nucleotides. RefSeq names its product sodium-dependent phosphate transporter 2-like. The record is from RefSeq and is a predicted model, not a curated record. Gene Ontology annotation, cellular component: membrane. Gene Ontology annotation, molecular function: phosphate transmembrane transporter activity. Lineage: Eukaryota; Metazoa; Chordata; Actinopteri; Cypriniformes; Cyprinidae. Gene Ontology annotation, biological process: phosphate ion transmembrane transport.